AUGGUGAGCCGAAUGGGGUGGGGGGUGGGGGACUGGGAGUGGUUGGGACAAUGGGGAGACCUGGGGCCUGGAUCAGUGCCCCUUCUUCCCAUGCUGCCACCUCCUCCUACUUCGUGUUGGGGACUUGGGGGAGGGAGGAUUUCCGUCUUCUCUCCGUCCCCUGUUCCUCAUACAAGAAGCUUCCCCUCCUCAUUUCUCCCUCUGGCCUUGGCCCCCACCGACCCAGUGCUGCAGGUGUCAGGGGCUUUUCAGCCUUGCCACUGUGCCAUCUCUUCCCCAGUACGGGCAAAGCCCACGAUGUCUGCUUCCCCCACGUGGGGAUCCCACUCCACUCCCCCGGCUUCGGUGACUCCCCCUCCCUCAUGCCGAUGCCCCCAGGAACCUCCUGGGCUUCGGAUAGGCCCUCUGGUCCCAGAGCAGGAUUAUGAAAGACUGGAGGAUUGUGAACCUGACGGGUCCCAAGAUUCACCCCUCCACGGGGAGGAGCAGCAACCCCUGCUUCAUGUACCUGAAGGGCUCCGGGGCUCCUGGCAUCACAUCCAGAACCUGGACAGCUUCUUUACCAAGAUCUACAGCUAUCACCAGCGAAAUGGCUUUGCCUGUAUCCUGCUGGAUGAUGUCUUCCAGCUGGGACAAUUUGUUUUCAUUGUCACCUUCACAACCUUCCUCCUUUGCUGUGUGGAUUACAACAUUCUCUUUGCCAAUCAACCAAAUAACCAUACUAGAUCUGGGCUGCUCCACAGCAAAGUGACCUUGUCAGAUGCCAUCCUAUCCUCGGCCCAGUGUGCUGAGCGGAUCCAUUCCAGCCCACUCCUGGUCUUCCUACUGGUCCUGGCUGUGGGCUUCUGGCUGUUCCAGCUGCUUUGCUCAGUCUGGAACCUUUUCAGCUAUUGGGACAUCCAAGUAUUUUACAGGGAGGCUCUGCACAUUUCCCCGGAGGAGCUCAGCUCCAUGCCAUGGGCAGAGGUGCAGUCCCGCCUUCUGUCGCUGCAGAGGAGUGGUGGGCUGUGUGUGCAGCCGCGGCCUUUGACAGAACUAGAUGUCCAUCAUCGCAUCCUGCGCUACGCCAACUACCAGGUGGCCCUGGCCAAUAAGGGCCUGCUGCCUGCCCGCUGCCCGCUGCCCUGCGGAGGGGACAUGGCCUUCCUCAGCCGCGGCCUGGCGCUCAACAUCGACUUACUCCUCUUCCGUGGUCCCUUCUCGCUCUUCCGAGGCGGCUGGGAGCUGCCUGAGGCCUAUAAACGCAGAGAGCUGCGUGGCGUUCUGGCCGCGCGCCUGGGCCGCGCAACGCUGCUGCUAGCUGCAGCCAACCUAGCGCUGAGCCCGCUGGUGCUGGCCUGGCAGGUGCUGUACGCUUUCUACAGCCACGCCGAGCUGCUGCGGCGAGAGCCGGGUACGCUCGGGACCCGCGGUUGGUCGCGGCUGGCGCGUCUGCAACUGCGUCACUUCAAUGAACUGCCACACGAGCUGCGUGCGCGCCUGGCCCGCGCCUACCGCCCAGCCACCGCCUUCCUGCGCGCCGCCGCGCCGCCCGCGCCUCUUCUUGAGCUGCUGGCGCGCCAGCUCGUCUUCUAUGCGGGCGCGCUCUUCGCCGCGCUUCUUGUGCUAACAGUUUACGACGAAGACGUACUCACCGUGCAGCACGUGCUCACCGCCAUGACCGCGCUCGGUGUGACGGCCACUGUGGCCAGGUCUUUCCUUCCCGAGAAGCAGUUACAGGGCCGCUCUGCGGCUCUCCUCCUCCAGACAGCUCUGGCUCACAUGCAUUACCUCCCAGAAGAGCCUGGCCCUGCGGGCAAGACAGGUCCUGUCCGCAACGUCGGCGCCUACCGGCAGAUGGCACAACUGCUGCAGUAUCGGGCGAUCUCCCUCCUGGAGGAGCUCCUUUCUCCUCUGCUCACCCCUCUGUUUCUGUUCUUCUGGCUUCGUCCUCGUGCCCUGGAGAUUAUUGAUUUUUUUCAUCAUUUCACUGUGGAUGUGGCCGGAGUUGGGGACAUUUGUUCCUUUGCCCUUAUGGACAUUAAGCGCCAUGGCCACCCUCAGUGGCUCUCAGCAGGACAAACAGAGGCCUCACUGGGUCAGCGUGCAGAAGAUGGAAAGACAGAGCUCUCUUUGAUGAGAUUCUCCCUGGCACAUCCACAAUGGCGCCCUUCAGGGCACAGCUCUAAGUUUCUGUGUCAUCUUCGGGGCCUAGUUCAACAAGAUGCAGCCAGAUGGGGCACAGCCUCAGUCCGCAGCCCCCUUACCCCUGGGCAGCUCAGCGACUCUACUUCAUCUCUACCAGAGGCCUUCCUGGCCAACCUCUUGGUGCACCCACUCCUGCCCUCAAGGGAUCUGAGCCCCACAGCCCCUUGCCCAGCUGCAGCCACAGCCAGCCUCCUGACCUCCAUAUCCCGGAUUGCCCAGGACCCCAGCUGUAUGUCCCCAGGAGGCACUGGGGGCCAGAAAUUGGCACAGCUCCCAGAGCUUGCUUCUGCUGAGAUGAGUCUCCAUGCCAUCUAUCUGCAUCAGCUUCAUCAUCAGCAGCAGCGGGAACUGUGGGGAGAGGCUUCAGCCUCUUCAUUGUCAAGACCCUGGUCUAGCUCCUCACAUCCACUCUCACCUGAUGAGGAGAAGCCAUCCUGGUCAAGUGAUGGCUCCAGUCCUGUCUCCAGCCCCAGACAGCAGUGGAGAGUGCAGAGGACCCAGAAUCUGUUUCCUGGAGAAUUUCAGGAGACCACAGAAAUCCAGCAGGAGCCUUGUCAGAAUCCUAGUACUGACUGA
Orycteropus afer afer is the source of this 2763-nucleotide messenger RNA. RefSeq names its product autophagy related 9B (gene ATG9B). Gene Ontology annotation, biological process: autophagy of mitochondrion; protein localization to phagophore assembly site. Lineage: Eukaryota; Metazoa; Chordata; Mammalia; Tubulidentata; Orycteropodidae. Gene Ontology annotation, cellular component: phagophore assembly site; autophagosome. The record is from RefSeq and is a predicted model, not a curated record.